GGCACCAACCGACACACUUCGGGCAGCCAGACGUUGGAACCACUGAAGGAAUCCAGAAGUUGCCAGAGUCAAGUUCACAUACCGUAAAGAAGGAGGAGUUGCGAGGUGAUUUUUUCGAAACAAGGAGGGUUAACUGCCGCAGAAUAUUGAGCUUGGUGCCGCAGGAGGAGCCUCCAGACAAGACAGCAAGAACAUGGACGACAUGACUGUGGAAGAGAUGACCAUGAGGGCCAACGCAGUGACUGACGAGUCACUGGAAAGCACACGGAGGAUGCUGCAGAUGGCAGAGGAGAGCAAACAGACCGGCGUCAACACCAUGGUGAUGUUGGACCAGCAAGGAGAGCAACUGAAGAAUGUGGAGGAGGGCUUGGACCAGAUCAACCAGGACAUGAAACAGGCUGAGAAAAACCUGACUGACCUCUCUAAGUGCUGCGGUCUCUGUGUCUGCCCCUGUGACAGGGUGACGUCUAUCGAGCACGAAUCACGAUACAAGCGCACCUGGGGUACCGGAGGAGGUGACGCCGAAGGUAACGCCGACGGUUCAGGAGUAGUCUCAAGGCAGCCCUCAGGAGUUCGCAACGGCCAGGCCGGCCAGGUGAACGCCCAAGCACCCUCAGGUCCAUACAUCAAGAGGAUAACCAAUGAUGCACGCGAGGAUGAGAUGGAGGAGAAUCUGGAUGCAGUUGGAAGCAUCAUUGGCAACCUGAAAAAUAUGGCUGUGGACAUGGGCAACGAGAUAGACAAGCAGAACAAACAGAUUGACCGCAUCAACGAUAAGGCGGACAUGAACAAAGUUCGCAUUGAUGACGCGAACCAGAGAGCCAACAAGCUCAUCAACUAGACUAGGAAUUCUGCUUCUGCCAGUUUUAUCCAUCAACCUUGAGCCUCUGUCACCACACACACAUACACAUACAUACACAUACAUACACACAGCCUACUUGCGUACAUGCACGAACCCACACUCUGACAUGAAAAAGAAAAUUCAGUCAGGGAGAAUGUUUUUUUGCCAGCAGUGUGCUAGCCUUUACUGCACUAAGAUGUAAAUAGAAUACAUUUAGACAUUUUACAAAUUGGCCCCUUCUGUCAAAACACCAGUACACCCUUUGACACAUGUUUUCAUAGUCAUGCUGGACUUUGAGAAGCAGUGAAGGCAUCAGAAACUGCACCAAAGAGAAAGUGCCUGACUGCCAAUCACUGCUGUUUAAAACCAAAUAUUUACCAGGUCUGUUGUAUCAUAUCUCAGCAUUCUUAAGGAAGGGAAGCACAGGUCAGCUGCUUUUUCUUUCUCGGUUUCUCUGUUUUGCCUUUUAAGAACUAUGAACUAUGUCUGUUUUAAAUAGAUCUGAUUAGCUGUAUUUUUAGAAAGAUAUCACCACGGCAUUAAUUUAUGUAUCCUCCCCAGUUGGUCAUGUACCAAUAGUGGGGGCAGGGGUACAGCUGCAUCUAGUUUAAUCUUAAAUCACUGACUUUGGCCUGAAACAGAUACAUCUUAGUCAAAUUAUUGGUUCAAUAUGUAAUUAAGUUAACUGUAUCAUGUGUAUUAUUUUGAGAUGAUAUACUUAUUUAAAUAUUCUUUAUCAAGCAGAAAUAAUUUGCGAAUAAAGUUGUCUUUUUUUAACACUUUUUUGCAUGUCAUUUAUGCCAUUUCAGUUGUAAAAGCUAUUUUUAAAAAAAAAAAUCAAAUGUUGUGCUUUGAAGUGAGUCAUGACAAAUCUUUUCAUGCUGGAAUUUAAAGCACCUACCCCUGAAUGAAAGCAAUUAAAUGUUAUUUUAUAAUUUUCUGACUGAUGGGAUAUCAAGGUUAUUGUAACUAUUUUCAAGAAAAUUAUAAGGCACUGACCUGGUGUUUAGAAAUGAACAUAUAGCAAUCACUACAAAUGUCCUUCAAAUGUGAAGGAGGGUCAGUAAACAUCAUGAAGAAUAUUCAUCAUUACCUCCUCCAACGCAUCUAGUUUACUUCAUAACAAUAUUGAGUAUGAGAAACAACAGUAGAUUAUUUCCAUGAUCAGAUUUGUCAUCAGUGGAUCGACUGCUGUACUUCAUGUUUAGUGUCUCUUGAGUUUUUUUUCCACUCUGUCACAACAGUGUUGGUUUAAAUACUCAAACACACUGUUGCUGUUUUUAUUAAUUGCCUAUAGUCAUUCUGUUCAUCUAAUUUCAUUCUUUACUUCCUGGUUAAUAGAGAUUUAUAGCACCCAAGAGGAGAUUUACAGUCUAUGCAGGGUUCCUACACAAUUAAAUGUCUGGAAAAUUAAUUUCCCCGAGUUUGAUAAUUGCACAGUCCGUUAAAAUGUGAAAAACAAAUGUGUAGUCCUGAAGUAUAUGGAUGGAUGUACAUUCAAUCCACUGUCGUUUCUUGUAUCAGUUAUGUGCUGGUUUCACAUGUCAUAAGGUCACUAUACAGAAGCUUUGUCAUAAUGAAAAAGCCAAAGGAUGUUGCAAAUUUGAACAAUUAGUCCAGAAAAGUUUGAAAUAUAGUAAACAAUGGGAACAAUGUGCAGGAACCUUGUCAAUGUCUUGUAUGUGGUCAAUGGUUGUGUUGUAACAGCCGUUGUACCACAAACACCUCCUCUUGCAUCUGUUCUGUAAAUAUCCAGUUUUCACAUCAGAGCUACAGUAAAACGAUAAUAUCUGAUGAUGAAAAGCAUAAUUUGUUUUUGUUGAAGCCGUAGCUUGGCGGAUAGAUUACUGCUGGCAGCAAAAUGCAAAAAGUAUACAUGUAAAUGAGUGUUGUUAAAGGGGUAAAUGUAGAAGCAGAGUAAGUCCUGGCGGGCUCUGUUAGGCCUCGAUGUGGAAAAUUGGGUAAUGAUAAGCAAUACAGUAUGCUGAAAAUAUCUCUUGUAUGCAUCUUCUGGCUUAUUUGUUUUGAAGAAAAAUGAUAAUUUGUGUGCUCUGCUUCAGGCAUACACCUAUUGAGUUUGUAAAGAUCGAAAUGAACCGUUAUUCAGGGCUUUGUAUUGUUAUAAGUGAUCAUCCUCAGCCUGUUACUUGUCAGUAGAGAUCUAAUUAGCCUAGCCUAAGGCUGCCUCGCCCUCUUGAGGCUGUUUAUUCAUUGUUUUACCAACAGCCACUGGAAUGUAAAUACAACAGUUUUGUCUAUUUUGACUGUGUUCAUAUGCAGCUCGUCUUAAUCUGAAAUUAGCUCGGUGAACAGAUGACUGUUCAACAAAGUAAAAAUGCCUUUUGUUUCACAUAUGCCUCUGUUUAAUUGUUUGUACUCAAUAAAUCUAUUCAGAAAUA
Thunnus maccoyii (southern bluefin tuna) is the source of this 3240-nucleotide messenger RNA. Its product is annotated as synaptosomal-associated protein 23-like. The transcript is spliced from 8 exons. Gene Ontology annotation, molecular function: syntaxin binding; SNAP receptor activity. The record is from RefSeq and is a predicted model, not a curated record. Gene Ontology annotation, cellular component: SNARE complex; plasma membrane. Gene Ontology annotation, biological process: synaptic vesicle fusion to presynaptic active zone membrane; exocytosis; synaptic vesicle priming. NCBI's taxonomy places the organism in Eukaryota, Metazoa, Chordata, Actinopteri, Scombriformes, Scombridae. Bases 194 to 841 code for a protein of 215 amino acids.